This is a messenger RNA of Lathyrus sativus (Indian pea), 660 nucleotides long. Lineage: Eukaryota; Viridiplantae; Streptophyta; Magnoliopsida; Fabales; Fabaceae. The record is from the annotation of a GenBank genome assembly.
AUGGCUAUGGCGUUUCCUUCUUCAAGAAACGAAACGUCGUCGUAUACACAUUCUUAUUCAUCUGCGUUCGCUUCCUCAUCGGUAGCGAAUUUCACUCCUCGAGCGUCACCUGUAAUGAUGCAACCCUCUUCCUCCGUUAAAGUUAAACUACACGGUCACCGUACUACGCCGUUGUCUCCUCCGUCUUCGACCGUGAGAUUCUCUGUGGAACAACGGCCGGAAUCUUCCGAGCACCGAUCGAUGACUGCGACGAAGGAUUCAAGAAACAACAACGGUGUGUCUUCAUCUAGCGAGAAAACCAGAAGGUGCAUGUGUUCUCCGACGACACACGCCGGUUCGUUCCGGUGCGCGUAUCACAAACGGAUGGCGGAGCAAGAGCAACAACGGCAACAAAAACAGGAACAGAAGGUGCAGCAACAACAGCAAGUAAAGAAGGAGCAACAACAACAACAACGGCAACAGCAAACGGCGUGGUCAAGAAGCAGAACACUGAAUCUUCGUAGAUCGGCGAUGAAGAACUCACUGGUGCGAAUCGGAGUUGAAGGUGAAAUAGUGAAAAGGACUUUGACGAAUCCGAUUAGACCUUCGGCGCAUCAGCUUCGGCGCCGGGAAGCUUUUCAGCCGAAGCCGAGCCGGCUCUCUAAUAUGUCCAAAGCUUAG